Messenger RNA from Portunus trituberculatus (swimming crab), 4177 nucleotides. RefSeq lists its product as uncharacterized. Bases 1207 to 3654 code for a protein of 815 amino acids. NCBI's taxonomy places the organism in Eukaryota, Metazoa, Arthropoda, Malacostraca, Decapoda, Portunidae. The transcript is spliced from 8 exons. The record is from RefSeq and is a predicted model, not a curated record.
CAGUUCAGUGAAUUUCAAGAGUUUUCAGGUGCUGUGAAACAUAAGAUUUUGUCACCAUCCCGGACACGUUGGCUGUCCUACACAGCUGUUGUCAAAAGAAUUCUAGAACAGUGGGGGCCUCUCCAGCUGUACUUCACAGACUUAAAUUUGCAGCAGUGCAAGGAGACGAACACAGCUGUGAAAAAUGCAUGUGAAAACCUCCAUAAUCCAUUUAUAAAACUGUAUUACUGCUUUCUGGAUUCUGUAUUACCCAAGUUCACUCAGCUAAACCUUCUGUUUCAGAGUGAGAGAGUAGUUAUAACUGACUUACACGGUCAGGUGUGUGAUUUAUACAAGCAAAAUACUACUGAUGUAUUUGAAGCGUGAUUAUGUUAUGAAGACACCUCUCCAUACUGUUGACCCUAGAAAUGAACGUGAGUUUCUUAUGCUGGAACAGAUUUACUUAGGAGCAUCUACAAUAAGGAAGUUAUCAGAAAAUCCAGCUUUGGAGAAGUGCAAAGAGGAAAUUACUAGAUUCCGUGGGAAGUGUAGAGCCUUCUUAGCGACAGCUGCGGUGCAGAUAAAAAAAAGGUUUGACUUUUGUGAUCCAGUACUCUCAGAGUUACACGUACUGGAACCAGCAUCUGCUCUAGGUACUUGUGGAUCUCGUGUGCCUAGUCUAGUACCGCUUGCAGUAAAACUCCCUCGGAUUAUAGACCAAGACGAUUCAACUCUUCAACAACUGGACGAUGAGUGGAGGAAACUGGGAAUGGAAGAUCUUCCAGAAAACAUAAGAAACAUGAGCACGCAAGCAGAAAAAAUAAAAGAUAAGCAUCCUGAUAAGUUUUGGUGCACUUUAAAGACUUUAAAAGAUGAUGACGGAGCACCAAAAUAUAAAUGUGUAUCUGAUUUUGCCCUCGGUUGUCUCUCACUACCUCAUGCUAAUGCUGACUGCGAGCGCUGCUUCUCAGAUAUUAAUCGUGUGAAGACAAAAGACAGAAACAAACUUCAUGUCGAAACAGUGAGGGAUAUUAUUCUUGCGAAGCAGAGUGUCGUCAGCUCAGGAAGCAACUGCACCACUUUCAAGCCGUCAAGAAUCAUGGUCAGGAAUAUGACCUCAGCUAUCUUAUAUCCUGCCGGAGAGGACAGAUCUAAUGAAUCUCCUGAUCCGGGUAUCUUCAUGGAGGAACUACAGGAUGACUAGUAAUUUGGAUCAUCAAUAAGGACAUGAGGAGCAUCAUGGAGGAUACAUCACCCAGACUGACUCCACCGCCUAAGCCAGCUGUCCUGGAGGUCAGCACUCCCAAGCAUGCUGUGCCAGAAGUGUCACUCGUGUGUGAUAGUCAUAGUAACUUCACUGGGCAGGCACUGCAGCAAAAUCCUGGCACCUCCAACACCUCAAAUCGACUCAAGAGUAAUACAAAAAUGGCAAUAAUUGCUCCUGGUUGUCAGGAAGUCACUCAAGGUAUAGCAAGAUGGCCACAAACUUAUCCAAUGCAAGAUUUCCUUUGUAACAUCCCAAGAGGUGCUCCAUCACAGCCUGUAGUGAAGGACAAAGGUCACUCCAGUCCAGUUACCACUCCAAGACCUAUGCUAUCUCACAGAGAAGAAAGGGAGAUCAAAGGAUUCCAAAACACAGCCUCAUCAUCUCAUUCUAUCUACUUUGCCAAGGAAUACAAUCCUCAGUUGUAUAGUCCUGUUACCCAUUGUACUACUAGGAGCACUGCAGAGGCUGAGGAUGGGCCUCUACAGAAGGACAACUCUGUAGGGAAACGAUUAAUUUCCAGCAAACAGAGGUUUUACCCUGUCAGCACUAUCUCUCAUCCUUUGAGAAUGCAGGAAGAACCUCUCCCUGUAGUUUCUUCUACCAGAAUUACUAGACAUGAUCCUGUAAGUGCUUAUACUAACAUUGUGCCUUCAGUAAUUGAAGAUGUUCAACAGGUCAAACCCACAGGUGUUACCAUAUCUCCUCAUAUCCUACCUCAUAGUUCAGACAUGCAAGAUUCUGCUGUGGGUGAUAGCAUCAACAAUAGGCAAAAUACUUUCCCUUCAAGCUCAAGGAUCACCACAGCACAGAUUAACACAUUCACAUCAUCAUAUCCUCCUGUUAGCCUCAACAUCAUUCCCAGAAGUACUACCACAUUGCCCUUGACACCACCUGCUGAUACCCACAAGAAUGCCAUUCAUACCAGUGAGUCUUUUCCACAUUUUCAACAAACAAGGCCAUCCUCCCGUUACCAAGGCAUCAGUGGAAAAGAAAAUUGGUCUUCCCCAGCCUCAUCACCCUUCUCUGCCCCAUCUAUCAGCCCUUAUAUCACCCAUGGUCCUAAAUAUCAACAGAGCCAGUCUUUGGGCCAUUCAAGUAACCAUGACUCACCAGUGCUUCCAGAAGUUGGACUCUCUCAUAGUCCAGCAGACCCUGUUGUGUACAGGCUCAUUGAAAACCAGAAACAGCAGAUCUUGAAAUUAACCUUAGACCUCCAGAAGAUUAUAGAAAAGCAAGCUAAACAAGAAGAAGAGGAGGAAGGAAGAAAAACACUAAAGAUAGUAAACUCUCAGAGAAGAAUGAUGCAAAAGCAAGAUGUUUUACACCAAGAUGCAACCACACAGACAGAAGAUACACAACAGCUAGCAGUUCAGACUGUGGCAGUUAAUACUGAUAUAUCUUGGCAAGAGUUGAUUGGUUCAACCAAACAUCAGGAAGAGGAGAUAGCUACUUACCUGAAACAUUCAAGAAUACAAGGACAGGAGGGUUGGGUGAGGGACAUAAGUGAUGGCCAGAAAUCUUUUCCCUUGCACUGUCAUUGUAAACAGCCAAGCAACAAUGGUGAGUCAGUCUUAGAGGUGAUUAAAAAACACUCACAAGAGGACAAUGAGUUGCCCAACAGCCAGAAGUGGGAUCAAGUCAGGCCAGCAGCAGUGUCUCCCAUUGCCACCAUAAACACUAGCUUCACCAGUGCAAAUGCAGGAUUUGGCAGGAGAUGCCUGGAGGCUGUGGAUGGGGGGGACCCUGGCAUUUCUUCUGUCCCUUCCUCUACCCCACCACACACAGGCACCACAUUCUAUCACAAUGUUUUGACUAACAUUCAGCAGAUCCUUCAGCACACCAGCCCUGCACAAGAGAAGCAGGAACAACAGCAUGAACACCACCACGACCAGCAACAUGACCAGUAUCAACAUCAUCAUCCAGUUACGAUUCCCUUACAGCAGGGUACGGCAGCAAAGGGGAGCCUAGGAGAGGCCACCACACCAGAUCCCCAGAUAGAGGCAGUGAGACAACAGCUGCUCAGCUUUGGUGUCAGUUUCCUGGACCCUACCACACUCACUCCCAACAGCAGGCCUCUUGUGGAUAGCCUAUACCUCCCAGGUCUUCACAAUGCUGUGUCACUGUUCCAGAGCAGCAUCAGCACACACAUCCAUCAUGCAAAUGAUGCCACAGCUGCCAAAUACCUCACAGACUCACAGCUGGCAGCCAUUGCAGCAGCUUCUCCUGCAAUGAAAAAAGCAAGUACUGGAAGUAAAGACCAGCCUGUCUUAGAUCAGCUUCUCUCAGUGCCUCCAAUACAUCAACAACAUAAUCACCUCUACAACCCUGGUGAAGAGGACGAAAACCACAAUUGUGUUUCCAUAACCACACAGAAGUUUCUCAAGAAGUAUCACCUGCAAGAGGACUGAUGAUGUACUGGUUGUCUUCAUGAUAUGUAAGUGACCAAUUUACCAAAUGUUUGACCAACUAAACAAUGUUUUUGUUUGAAUGGCUGAUUUUUUUAAUUAAAUGGUUGUCUUUUGAAUCUUUAACUUAUUUAAAAAGGUUUCUGAUUAAUUAGUUUAUUGACUCAGAGCUUCCUGCAAACUAGUAUGGAUGCUACUCAUUUGUAUUAAUAUUAUUCAAUUUGCAUUGUCAGUGUCUGUUACUUUGUCUGGGGCAACCAAUGUCGGAUUUUCACCCAUAUAUAUAUAUAUAUAUAUAUAUAUAUAUAUAUAUAUAUAUAUAUAUAUAUAUAUAUAUAUAUAUAUAUAUAUAUAUAUAUAUAGUGGACCAUUAGACUGUGAACAUAAUUCAUUCCAGAAGAUUGUACCAUGUCCGAAUUGCUCAAAGUCUGAAACCAUUUAUCCCAUAGGAAACAUUGUAAAUCAUUUUAAUUGAUUCCAAAAUCCCAGAUUUUACCUUAGUAAAUAAAAUCUGAACUAUGUAAAA